Patella vulgata (common limpet) is the source of this 4370-nucleotide messenger RNA. RefSeq names its product soluble scavenger receptor cysteine-rich domain-containing protein SSC5D. The coding region runs from base 103 to 2778 and encodes 891 amino acids. Lineage: Eukaryota; Metazoa; Mollusca; Gastropoda; Patellidae. The transcript is spliced from 15 exons. The record is from RefSeq and is a predicted model, not a curated record. Gene Ontology annotation, cellular component: membrane.
UCUAGUAGUUCGGUUGUCUGGGGUGAAGACAUGCUUGUUAGUCUGUGAAGUGAAGCGUGUUAGCUUGAAACGUUUAGUCUUAGAGACAAACAUUAUCUGGAUAUGGCUGCUACUCUGUGUAUUUUCAAAGCUAUUUUCGCCCUAACUGUUUUCCUUAAUUUCGUACAAAUUACACAGAGUGAGGAAGCAUACGGUUGCUAUGGAUCACCUGGAUCACCAUGUACGCAGCAUAAAUUAGUCUGUCCCGUGGGUAAAGUUAUCGCGUUCUAUAAAAUAGCUUAUGGGAAAAAGAAGAGUACAUUGAACUGCCCACGAAUAGAUGUCAACCGAUGCGCAACGCAACCGUGCUGUCGGUUUGAAAAUAGCACUAUGGACAUGGAACCGUUUGUUGAUGCCAGCACAGCGGAUCGUAAAUUUGUUAAUAAUCAAUGUUCCAACGAACGAACAUGUACGAUAACAUCGCCGUAUACGCCUGGAGCUGAUUACAGCUACGUGUAUUACUGGUACGGCUGCAUUCCAUCCGCUACCAACUUUAACAUCAAAAACAUCACGAACUUGACAACCACCAAAGAGUUUCUCCUUUAUGUCUCUGGUGAGCAAAUGCCAGAACCGGGUCUAUCAUGUGCCUGCGACGUUACCAGUACAUCUCAGAUCCGUAUCGCCAGUUUAUAUGUCAAUUUAAAUGGAGGGUCUUGUCGAAAGGUUAAAAUAUCUUCAGGGAAUAAGAUUCUGUUCAACUGUACCGACCAAGGAAAAGUGGUGUUCUUUCAGUACCUUGAUAUUACCGGCAACAACAUCAAAUUCAGCAUACAGUCAGCAUCACUUUUACCUGACGAUAUAGUAUGGCUUUAUUUUCACGUGGAUUCAGGAUUAAUGGAUAUAACAUGUGAUGGCUGCAAAAACGUUGUUCCAGCAAUGACAGAGUUUCGCUUGGUUGGCGGAAAAUCGAAGUUUGAAGGACGAGUAGAAAUAAAAUACAACAGCACUUGGGGAACCAUUUGUGAUGACGGCUGGGGAAAAGAAGAGGAAUCAGUCGUCUGUAGGAGUCUAGGUUUCAAUCCAUCUAACACCAAGGCCGGUCAUGUUUACGGAGGUACUGGACCUAUUUGGUUAAAUAAUAUUAUGUGUGCUGGUUCAGAAAAUUCGUUGGCCGAAUGUCGACAUGAUGGAUGGGGUGUACAUAACUGCAAUCAUAGGGAAGAUGUCGCUGUUGUUUGCAAAGAUAUUUCUUACCGUCUAGUAAAUGGACCUGGCUACCAUGCAGGGAGACUAGAGGUCUUCUUUGACAACCAAUGGGGUACAGUUUGUGAUCAUAUGUUUGGACCAGAGGAGGCGAGCGUAGUCUGUAGACAGUUAGGAUUAAGCCCAUUACGAGCAAACGCGAUACCAGGUGCUUUCUACGGCAGGGGAACCGGUACUGUUUGGUUAGAUCACGUGGCUUGCGUUGGAACAGAGCCUGCGUUAGACAAGUGUAUACAUCAUGGAUGGGGCAGAAAUAACUGUAGUCACAACGAAGAUGUCUCCGUUGUAUGUCAACCUGCAUCAUACAGACUAGUGGGCAGUAAUGUACCUUAUGAAGGUCGGGUUGAAGUCUUCCACGAUAAUCAAUGGGGGACCCUGUGUGAUGAUGGGUGGAGUCCAGAGGAAAUGAGGGUCGUCUGCAGCAGUCUGGGAUACAACCCGACUACGACUAAGGCGUUUUUCGGUAACGGAACUGGUAGGAUCUGGCUGGAUGAUAUUGUAUGUACUGGUAUGGAACCGAGUAUAGCCGAAUGUCAACACAGUAAAUGGGGUGUACAUAAUUGUGGUCAUCAUGAGGAUGCUGCCGUUGUUUGUAAACCUGUUGAAUACCGUCUAGUAGGUGGUUCUGGACCACAUGAAGGUCGUGUAGAGGUUUUUUUCAACAAUGAAUGGGGUACAAUCUGUGAUAACAUGUGGAGUACCAUAGAUGCUGAAGUGGUGUGUAAUGGACGUGGUUUCAGCAGGAUUGGCGCUGAACCUAAAAUGGGGGCGUUUUUUGGACAAGGUCAAGGUCCCAUCUGGUUGAGUGACGUCGCUUGUGAAGGCGGUGAAGCAUCAAUCAGCGAGUGUACACACAGUGGUUGGAGGAGACAUAACUGUACCCAUGCCAACGAUGCGUCUGUUAUAUGUAAAUAUGGACCUACCGAGCUGAUGCUAAACACUACCAAUAACCAACAAAUUGUAAAUGACCAGAUGGUUAUUGAUGCUAGAGAUGGGGAGGAGGUGAUUGUAAACUGUGUUACUGAUUGUGUACCGGAUUGUAUGAUCCACUGGCACAAAACUAAUAAGGAAAACGUCUACAGUGACGCGUUGUCUAACAAUAGUAGACUCGUACUGUCACCGAUACAACGGAAUCAGAGUGGAGAAUAUUUCUGUAUGGCUAUAAAUCCUGAAAUCAGUACCACCCCUGCCACCAAAUCAGUUUUCAUAAAUGUUGUCUACGGUCCAACUGAAGUACGUUUUACCCUGUUUAGCGACGUGAUGGCCAUGGACGGGGACAUAGAUCAGUUGACUAUCGUGGCGAAUAAUAACAUUUCUAUCAACUGUUGGGCAGAGUGCUAUCCAACUUGUCUCAUCAACUGGUACAGGACAAGCCCCAUCAGCGAUCCUCUCCCAACUCGGAAUGGUGAACUCAUCUGGCUGAUGGCCAGGGCAGACCAGACCGGUAAUUAUUACUGCACCGCCAUCAACCCGCAACUCACGGAUCAAAGAAAAGUGAAAGCUAUUGAUGUGGCGAUUAUCAUGCCUAAAUUCUAAUCGCAGCUUAAGUGGAGGUUUUCAAAUUGAAAAUACAAAAGCUGAUGUCUGGUACACAACUAAAAUAGACCAGGAGGUUGAUUUGUAAAUACUGUAAUCCUUUAAAAGGUGAAGAGGAGAAUAUAAUAACGGAAAUAUACAAGUUAUUGAUCUGAAAAUUAUUUAAAUUUGUCAGAUUAAUUUUUUUUAAUUUGAUUGAUGUUAAAUUUUAAAAUGGCCAUUUUAAAAUUGAAUUAUGACCAAAUGAAGUUUGACAAUUAUCGUAAAGUGCUUGGGGUAAACAAAUAGCAAUUUAUUUUCAUCAGUCUAUCCAAACAUUUUUCACUUCUAAGAUUUGUUGUGAACUUUCUGGCCAUUUAAUCUUAGGCCAUAUAAACAAAAUUUAAAAAUAAAUGAAAUUAAUACGGUAUUUAAUCUUAUGUCAUAUAAACAAAAUUUAAAAAAUAAAUGGAAUUAAAAUGGUAUUUUUGUAAAAGUGCAUUCAGUUGCAUUAAUUCCACUGUUUAGUUGUAUGCACGUAUUAUUGUAUUCCGGGUAUUUUGGGUACAUUGUGUAUUAUUUUAUUUUAUAACGGUACUGAUAUUUAUUAUUAUUUUUAUCGUCUCACCACUGUAUUAUUUUUAAGGAUCUUUGAUAAAUAUUUUUAGUAAUAUGUUUUGAAAGAGUUUGUCUAAUGUAUAACGUCAAUGAGAAAGAAAACAUUUGCCCUAGAAAGUCGUGAACCUAGCAGAAUCCACGAAUAAUAUUCACGAAAAUAGAUGAAGCCUUUUCAUUGGUUCAGUUUUAAAAUCGUAGCACACAUUUCAACUCUUAGCCAAUGAAAAGCCUGCAUUCUUUAAAAAAAGGUUUUCUUGAAUCAGGCCCCAGGUCGGUAUAUAGUACACGUACAUUGAUUCGUUGGAGGUUUAUAUAAUCGUAUAUGUAUUGUACAAAACAUUUAUUUCACGUCUUAUUAUUUAUCAUGUAUAAUUAUCUAUCUUCGGUUGCCGGUGUGGUGAAUUAUCUCCCUUGAUUUUGAGAUAGUAUAUUGAUAUAUCUACUUGGUUGUAAACUUUAUGUACGAGCGAAAUAUGCUUAUUUGUGUAUUCAAAGGUUAUAUAAAUUAUUAAGGAAUUAAACAACUCUCUAGAUCAUCGAGUGACCGUUAUUUUGUAUCGAUUAAAGCACAAUCAUUAUUUAAUAAUUUAAUGUAAAACGGAAUAACCGAGACAAUGUUGCUUGACAAUGGGGGCUAUAGUGUGAAAACUUCAAGCACUCAUAUCUUCACUCAGGAUCAAGUAAUUUUCAAUAUAUCUAUUUUUUUCUAUUUCUGAACUAUUAUAGCAAGCACGGUGAGCUCUGAAUCUAAAUGUUACAUAAUUUAUCUUCAAUAUUAUUUUUGAAAGAGAGUUUCCAUCUUCAAUAGAAGGAACAGUACAAUAUUGGCAUCCAUAAUCUACCCGUCCUUAGUGACAUAGAUCUAUAGGCUAAAAUUGAUAAAAGAAAGAAGCUAUUUCAUAUAAAAUCACAACGACGGACAAAUUGUUUUGGUAAUGACAUUGGAAACUAUAUAAAUAAAUCUGAUUUGUACACAACAUGUUAUGUGUUUGUAU